AUGGCAUCCGAAAUUCGUUACAAAUUGCGGAUUUUGGCCGAAAAAUUAUCUAAAAAAAGUAUUUCGAGCUUGGAAAAUGAUUUGAUUCGUAGAAUUGAACGUGAAAAUGAAUCGAAUAGCGCUACAAAUUUUCCUUCAACUUCUUUAAGCAAAACUAAUUUGUUUCCUAUCGAAACACCUUCAAUUGAAUCUAAUAACUGUUUUGAGACUGAAAUCACUAUUAAAGCCUCACCUGUUCAAAAUCAUAUAGGUGGCCAAAAUGCACCAGCGGCUAUCGGAGAUAGUUCUCCACCUCACUGCUCAUCAUCACAAGCUCAAAUAAAACCUGUCUUACCUUGUUUCUCUAACACCGAUAUUUAUUCUAAUCGUGAUUCGUUAUUCCUGAAUGGUGAUAUCAUCGAAGUAAAUGGUGAUAAGGUAAAAGUAAUUGAUUUGCUUGGUAGAGGUGGCUCAAGUGAGGUAUAUGAAGUAAUCAGCGAAAAAAAGAAAAAAUGUCUUGCCGUCAAAAUUGUCUUUUUAUCAAAAGCUGACGAUGAGAUGCGAUCUGCAUAUAUGAAUGAAAUAAAAAUCCUCACGGAUCUGCAGAAUUCAGGAUGUGUUGUUCACUUAUAUGAUUAUGAGCUCAAAGGAGAUAAUCUAUUUAUGGUGAUGGAAAAAGGUGAUGUAGAUUUGGCAAAAGUUCUUAAAGAUAGACGGGCGCAAAUAGACGAUCCAUUUGUACGCUUCUACUGGAGUGAAAUGCUGAAAUGCGUGGCAGCUAUGCAUGGAAAAGGGAUUGUACAUUUAGAUUUGAAGCCCGCUAAUUUUCUCCUUGUUGGAGGCAAUUUAAAGCUUAUCGAUUUUGGCAUUGCUUCUUCGAUACCAUCGAAUAAAACUUCAGUAAUGAGAGAAUCUCAAAUGGGAACUCCUUCAUACAUGGCUCCAGAAGCAAUUUUUUCUGAUGGAAGUAAUGGUGGUUUUAAGAUACAAAAAAAAUCUGAUGUUUGGUCACUUGGAUGUAUUCUUUAUUAUAUGGUUUAUGGACGUACGCCAUACCAAAAAUGGGCGAAUCCUUUGCAGAAAAUGGCUGCCAUUGUUAGGGAACCUGUCGAAUUCGAAGACAUUCCUGACAAGGAGCUCCUCGAUGUGCUUCGACGAUGCUUAAACAAAGAUCCUUCUUUGCGAUGGUCGGUCGAAGAACUGCAAAAGCAUCCAUAUCUGACUAGUAAGUCUUCAUUAAUAUGGAUAGCUAUCAAGGUAAGUCGUUUUCGAGCUGUUUGA
Molecule: messenger RNA, 1260 nt
Organism: Dracunculus medinensis (Guinea worm)
Lineage: Eukaryota; Metazoa; Nematoda; Chromadorea; Rhabditida; Dracunculidae
Source: the annotation of a GenBank genome assembly